Ectocarpus sp. CCAP 1310/34 is the source of this 3901-nucleotide messenger RNA. The record is from the annotation of a GenBank genome assembly. Lineage: Eukaryota; Phaeophyceae; Ectocarpales; Ectocarpaceae.
CGUUGCACGCACGACACCCAGCCAGCGCUCAGAGCAGAGAGCAACUCGAUGGACCCAGUGAGAAGUGACAGCGUGGAUCAAGGAGCGUGCGCUAGUAGUGAAAUGAAGGACGAGAACAAAUUGGUGAUGCAGCAACAAGAGCUAGUUUCUGGCGAACAGCCCGAGCUGAGUGGUCAUUCUCCUGCAACGGAGCCGCCUAUCCCCGCUACCGAUGCAUCAUCAUCAUCGCGAUUGGAGAUCAGCAACAGACCGAGGGUAGAGGCCGAGACGCUCGCCAUCCACGCUGUCGUUGCCGCCGGAGACGUGUCCUCGGUAGAGGCUUACAUCGCCCGAAACGCCGACAAGAUUCUCAAGUUCAGGAGACCGAGCGCGACGGCAACAACAACGCUGGUGCCACCUACCUCCGGCAUCGCCGCGUUGCUCGUUGACCCAGCUGCGCCGAAGAGCGACGCGGACAGCGGCGGCGUGUCGCCCCUGGAGGUGGUGAACCUGCGAGGCAGAACGCCGCUGCACACGGCAUGCAUCGGGGGCCACAUCCGGGUGGUUGAGCUCCUCCUAGCUGCGGGGGCAGACGCGAACGCUUUCGACAACGCCGGGUUCUCCCCUCUACACCGGUGCGCUCAGUCCAGUGACCUACACUCCGCACGAGCCCUACUAGACCGCAACAAAGGUGGAGGAGGUGCCUCUCCUACCUCUGGAGAUGUCUCUGUCGUUGCUUUCGUGAACUCCGACGUCGAUGUCCCUACGAGAAGAGGCGACUACCGAGCAAUCCACCUCGCCUGCUACGCGGGGUCGGCCGACAUGGUCAACCUCUUGGCUCGGAGGGGCGCUGACGUGUCAGCCGGCGACAAGUGGGGGGCGUCUCCGCUGCACAGGGCAUGCCUCGAGGGGCACCUGGAGGCCGCGCGUGCUGUUCUCGAUGCGGGAGCCGAGGUGGACUCUAGAGACAGCUGGAAGAGCACGCCGUUGCAUCGUGCGUGCCACAGCGGACAUGCCGACAUCGUGAACCUCCUUCUGCGGAGAGGAGCGGCCACGUCAGCAAAGGACGACAUUAUGCAACGGCCUGGACAGAGCUUUGACAAUGACGUUACGAGCGAGCGGCGGCAGGUGAUCGCGGCCCUGCUGAAGGAAAGCGAGAAGUCUCGCAGUACUACUAGCAGUGUUGGUCUCGUCGGAAAUACUCCAUGUCCGGGUGCCGGCGCUUGGAGCCGAGCUCGAAACACCGCCGACCCACGCCAAGGCAAGGAGCGAAGCCCGAGUCGUUACGUCCCGCCCGCUGCCCGGGCCGCAGCGGCAGCUGCAGCGGCGGCAGAGGCGGCGGCGGCGGCAGCGGCGUCCGGGCCUACCGAUAGCGCCGGCGGGGGGUAUCGCGACACCCCCGAGUUAAAGAGUACCAUCAGCGCCGUCCAGCCUUGGCGCAGAAAAACGUCCACCUGGAUGGGACUGUCCGAGGACCGAGGCCCUGACGUGGAUAUUGAUGGAGUUGUUCGUUCGGAUGGUAGUUUCGCCGCAGCGGCCGUCGGGAUGCGAGGCGAGAAGGGCCACGGAAAAUUCGGAGACGGUUUUGCGCAAGCGGGGAGUGGGCCAGGACACGAAGAGGAGGAGGAAGACGAAGAUGACGAGGAUUUUGAUAACGAAAUCUUUGAGCUAGAGGUGGUGGGGGUUAGGGACGGGGUGGGGUCGGAAACAGGGCUGAGUGAUUGCCAUCCUACCACUGGCUGGGGGCUUCGUUCAUUUGAUGGUGCCCCAAAGACGGCGUUUCCAAGCUACCACAAUUGAGAGGCCCCAAUGGUGUGGUUUGAUGCGUCGGAGCCUUCCUCGGACUCUGGACAAAACUUUGGGUUCGACUUUGGCCGAUGUCUGUGGCUCCACCACAUUGGGACAUGUUUUGCGGCAACGAAUGGACGAGAUGGCUGGCGGGCGCUAGCUGGACACGUUGAAGCAUGGUGUGGUUUAUUUUUGUGCAAUAUCAGUUCUACACGAUCGCCGUACGCUUCUCGGCAGACGUAUCGAAGUUCCGGGGGCAAAACAAUUUUGGCUAUGCUGAGAAACUCUGGCCAAUCCGUAUGCAGAGGCUUGUUCGGUUUGGCUACGUAUUUGCUUCAAUGUGGUGGGGGCUAUCUUUGCCCUCCCGCUGAACACGCGGCAUCAUGGCGUUAGAGCCACACCCAUUAGGCAGCUGCUUGCGCUGUUUCGCGCCGCGUAGAUACGAAGAUCUUUUGUCGUUUUUUCGGCUGUAAUGGUGGGCCUCCAGGGAGAGAAAGCGCAUAUGCUUGCGUUUUAGCGUUUUCGUGUUUGCCGAGGCAGUCGGGCCGAAGAGUGUGGAGGGGGGCGGUUGCGUGACCACCACAUUUUUUUUCUUCACCUCCGUUGAGCCUCCCUCUUCCUUGCAAGGUGUGGUGUGAUCUACCGCUGUCAGUUUCGCGGUGCAGUGGUGUCGCCGUCAAUUUGCGUGGUGUGAUUCGUGGCGUGGAUGAAGUUUUGUGUUGUUUGGCGUGCCGUCUGUUACAGACCCUGUGCUUGUGUUAUCGUGUUCUAGCUGCUGUGCUUGCUUUUUUUAUGCGGAGUGUGGUUUUCGUUUUUCGAGUGUAUUCACGAGUCAUGCCGUUAUUCCGAAUCUGGUCUACGCGAAGGAAAAACCGUGAUGCUACAAUACGUUGGCUGACGAUUGUGUUCAUGUGAAUAUAGACUAGUGGUGGUCAGGUAACCUUGUCACCGACUUUGUUGUGGUUUUGUGUCGAGUGCAAUGAACGGUAGUCUAGAUUCAUAAACACAGAAAUGGGUUGAUCGUUGUAUUCCUUACAUUGCUUGGUCUUCGCAGCUUGCCUGCCUGCCUACUGUCGGCAACCGUUGGUAGUGAUAUUCUGUCGCACGUGGGAAGUGGCGUGUUCCACACAUGUUGCUACUCUAACAAAAGAUGAAAGAAUGUCGACCAACUGCGUCGCUACUGGUGUAGACUAUGUAUAAGGGCGAGAGGUGCAGCCCCUUGUGUGUACCUCGAGUUGUGGGUGAUUGCCCACCUGCCCCUAUUGUCUUCUUUGGCCUGUCUGGCUAAAAUCGGAGUUUUGGGUUGAGAUCAGGCCGAACACGCAGGAUUUUAAGAGUAUCUACAAAAUCUACAAAGAGAAUAGGGAGGGGGCACGCAGACCCUAUCCCUAACUCUAACCCCAAAGCACGGACUGAAUGCUUUUCCCAUAUUAUUAUUAGUGUAUUUUGUUUGCCCUCCGACAAUUGCAGAUAAAUGCAGACACACAUAAAAAGUCGAUCGUAAAGGCCGUCAUGUCAAGCCAAGUUAACUCGAUGCCCAAUAGCGAGGAAUGUUUGCCUCUAAGUCGACAAAACCUUGGUUGAAACACUAUAGCUGAACUCUAGGCACGAACCUUAGAUGGAGAAAAACGAACAAAACCCCAACCUCAUCCACCCGAAAUCAAGCAAAACUCGGCCCCGUCUUCCCUGGUACCCCUGACACCGUAUCGAACAGAAAUCCGCUUUCCACCGAAGUGGUUAGGUUAAAGCUGUCGCACGCAUAUUUCGGCGCGCAAAAGUCUGUGCGGCAUUGCUGAUCGAUAUUGCCACCGGUCACACCAAGAGAGAAACAUCCGCCGUCUUGCUCUUUCUGAGGCACCCCCCACUCAAGCCCAUGUUCCCCCAGACCCCCGACACUGCCACCCCCUGUUCCCACUUCCUUCCCACCUGCAACCACAAGGGCCAAGCCCUCUCCCCUUGAGCACUCCCGACACCGUAUCGAACAGAAAUCCGCUUUCCACCGAAGUGGUUAGGUUAAAGCUGUCGCACGCAUAUUUCGGCGCGCAAAAGUCUGUGCGGCAUUGCUGAUCGAUAUUGCCACCGGUCACACCAAGAGAGAAACAUCCGCCGUCUUGCUCUUUCUGAGGCACCCCCA